Molecule: messenger RNA, 2479 nt
Organism: Empidonax traillii (willow flycatcher)
Lineage: Eukaryota; Metazoa; Chordata; Aves; Passeriformes; Tyrannidae
Product: ATPase family AAA domain-containing protein 2-like
Exons: 18
Biological process (GO): positive regulation of transcription by RNA polymerase II
Cellular component (GO): nucleus
Molecular function (GO): ATP hydrolysis activity; chromatin binding; histone binding
Source: RefSeq, a predicted model, not a curated record
GGGGGUUGGAAUCAGAUGAUGUUUAAAGGUCUGUUCCAACCCAAAUCGUUCCAUGAUUCUGUGAUUGUGAGGUGCUAGGCUGCAGGUUCCCUCCACAGUAGAGUCCCACCAGGGCUGGAUAUGGUCAAGCCUGGAACUUUGGUGAGAGGGUGUUGCCAAGCAACCUCGCAGAAUCUCUGUGAACACUCCAUUGCAGUUGGUAACACAGUAUCCCUUCCUGUCAUUCUGCCUGCAUGGGAAAGCCUCAAUAUGGGAAGAAAUAACACAGAAAAAGCUGACAAUCCAGUGGUUUCGUCAGGACAUGAAGCAAAAGAUGAUGGUCAACGUCGCUCCAUUCGACAGAGGAAAGCUGUUGAGCGCUAUCAAGCUCCAUGGGAAGAUCUAAAAAAACAUACGAUAACUUUUUCCAAACACACUUCACCUGUCAGAGAGAGAGAUUCGUGUAAAAGAAAAAGAUCUCUUUCGGCCAACUCUCGGAAAGAAGACUUGAAGGAAGUUCGCAAGGAUCACACAAAAAUCGAAGUGACUCGGAGAGACAACUUAAAUGAAGUUUAUAGAACUUCACAUGAAAAUCAAAUGAAAAUUGGAGCAAGUCUGGCUGGUGUUGAGAAGAUACAAAUAGGUAGUUCGGUACAAUUUGAUGGCGUGGGUGGUCUUUCUGACCACAUUUCAGCUUUAAAAGAGAUGAUCAUUUUGCCGUUGCUUUAUCCUGACGUCUUUGAGAUACUGAAGUUUAAACCUCCCAGAGGCUGUCUAUUCUAUGGUCCACCAGGGACUGGAAAGACACUGGUUGCUCGUGCACUUGCAAAUGAAUGUAGCAGAGGUGACAGGAAAGUAACCUUUUUUAUGAGAAGUGCUGCCGACUGCAUGAGUAAAUGGGUAGGAGAAUCUGAACGACAGCUGCGUUUAGUAUUUGAGCAGGCCUACCAGAUGCGACCUUCAAUUAUUUUCUUUGAUGAGAUCGAUGCUCUUGCUCCCACACGGUCCAGUAAACAAGACCAAGUUCAUAGCUCUGUUGUGGGGACACUUCUGACACUUAUGGAUGGCUUAGCCAGCAGAGGAGAGGUUGUGGUAAUUGGUGCCACCAACAGAUUGGAUUCUAUAGAUCCUGCUUUACGAAGACCCGGCCGCUUUGAACGAGAAUUCCGUUUCAACUUACCAAACAAAGAGGCGAGACAAGAGAUUUUCAAAAUUCACACACGAGACUGGACCCUAAAGCCAUCGGACAACUUACUUGAAGAGCUGGCUGAGAAAAGUGUCGGAUACUGUGGUGCUGACAUUAACGCCUUAUGUGUUGAAGCUGGCCUCUGUGCUUUGCGCCGCCGCUAUCCUCAGAUACAUGAAAGUGACAAGAGACUGAAGAUAGAUGCCACUUCGAUUAAAGUAACAGCAAAGGAUUUUGCCAUGGCCAUGCAGAAGAUUGUUCCAGCUUCACAGAGAGCUGGGACUUCACCUGGUCGAGCGCUACCACCUAUAUCAAAGCCACUGUUAGAAAACACUCUGGAAAGAAUUUUACAAGUCUUGCAGAGAGCAUUUCCCCAUGCAGAGCUUGCACUGAAGAAGGACCAAGGAAAUGAUAUGAUUGACAAUGAAGAAUCACCAUCGGUCUCUGGAAAGACGCCAACUCAUAAAAUUUCUGAUAGCAAAAAGGCAGGAUUCCGCACUUUCAGCAGCAAUUCUCCUUAUCAGCCAACAUCUUUCAGGCCACGGUUCUUAUUGGUUGAAGAGCCAGGAUCUGGGCAAGCUUUUGAUUUGGCACCUGCAGUAAUACAUGCUCUGGAAAAGUUUCCAGCUUAUACACUAGACCUGCCAACUUUGUUUGUCAGCAGCACAUCACAGGAAGAAACAUGUUCACAGUUGAUACGAGAAGCUCAAAGAACAGCACCAAGUAUCAUUUAUAUACCACAAAUCUCUUUGUGGUGGGAGGCUAUUGGACCUACACUGAAAGCUGGUUUUACAGGACUACUGAAUAACAUUCCAUACUUUGCUCCAGUUUUGCUUCUUGCAACAUCUGAUGUGCAACAUGAAGAUCUCCCAGAAGAGAUAAAAACAUUGUUUAAUAAUAACCGUGAAGAAGUUUUCAAAAUCCCGCGGCCUACCUGUGCUGAAAGAAGAAGUUUUUUUGAGGAUUUGAUCAUGAAGCAAGCUGCUGAACCUCCUGCAUCAAAAACCAACGCAGAUUCUCAGGUACGCCGUGCGACUCAUGCAAAAUGUUCUCAGGUGGAUGAGCAACCACAACAAUUGCUGGAUUCUGUUGUUGAGGCAACUCAAAGUGUCAAUAUAUCAAGCAUGGCGAAACUAUAUUCUGUCCUUAGCCAGUGCAUUUACCAACAUCGAGAUGAUGCUGACAAAACCGAAUUAGUGACGGAAAUGAAGAAAGAAAUUGCAGCCCUCAGUUGGCUGUGAUACUCAACUUCAGCAUACUCGACAUACUCUAAUGUUCAUAUUUGGCUCCCAAAUAGAUAAGUUGUGUUUAUCA